AAAUAAAGAUCGCAAGAUAAAAAUAAAGUCUUGAGCAAAAAAAAAAAAAUUUUGCAAACAGAAAUAAAGAAUUGCAAAAAAUAAAUGACAGUUGUAAAAGAAGCUAAUGAACUGUGAUUCUAUUUUAUCUCUGCAACACAUAUUUUUCAUGCUCACUCCUACUAAUUCAUUUGCAAAGCUCCAUUUAUUUUGCGUUUCAGUCAAGCGUGAGCUCGCGAUACCGUUUUCCCUUUGCGCUUCACUUUUCUGUGCGUUUCACUUCAUGGCACUGUUUUGACGUGGGGGUGGAGUCAAGAAACUGGGGCGUGUUCAGCGGGCCUGGACACGCCCCCACCCCCCGCGAAGCUACGUCAUUAUCUGGAGACGUAGAUUCGCAACAGGUUCGAAAGUCAACAUGGCAGAGUGCAGGCCCGCGGGUGGAUUCCAGGUCAGUGGGCAAAAUGAUGACACCAGGGUUGAAUUGGGGCGUAUGGUGAUGGAGAGACUCCUCUCCAAACUGCAGUAUGCAUUGAGUCGGCAGCCACUUGACUUGGAUUACUGGCAAUUUAUUUGCAGUCAUGAACUUAUUUUCAUCACAUCCAUUCUUAAUCAAAUUACUUUCCCACAUGAAGUACUUAAUGAACUAUCCAACUUAAAAAAUACAGUGGAGAGGCAAAUUGAAAACAACUGUGCACCCAUAACUGCCCUAGAAGUGCAAUAUGGAAUGAAGGGACCUCCAAAGUUUCUUAUUUCUAGAGAAUAUCUCCAGAAUCUUGUGAGCAUGCAGCUGUCUAUUCCCUGCAUUGCUCAGCUUCUUGGUGUGUCAACCAGUACUAUUAAUCGCCGUCUCAAUGAGUAUGGUAUUUCUAUAAGAGAUACAUACACAACGAUAACAGAUGAGGAACUUGACAACCUUGUCAGCUCAGUAAAGGCUGAAAGUCCACAUCUUGGCCACAGAAUGAUGAAAGGACGGUUGCAAGCUCUGGGUCACCGUUUGCCAUGGACAAGGGUGUGGGAUUCCAUGCAUAGAGUGGACUCUGCUGGAAUACUUUCAAGAAUGACGCAGCUGAGAUGUGUCAUCAGAAGAACUUAUUCCGUCCAGGGCCCACUCCAUCUUGUUCACAUAGACACCAAUCACAAGCUCAUAAGAUAUGGGCUUGUGAUAUUUGGUGCCAUUGAUGGGUACUCCAGGAAGAUCAUGUACCUUGGAGCUGCUACAGAUAACAAAGCAUCAACUGCCUUUGGAUUUUUCCAUCAGUCAGUGGAGAGAAAUGGAUUUCCGUUAAGAGUUCGAGGAGACCAAGGAGUAGAAAAUGUGGAGAUCGCUAGAUGCAUGUUUUCUGUGCGAGGCUGCGGAAGGGGAAGUUUCAUGUCAGGAAAAAGUGUGCAUAACCAGCGUAUUGAACGCCUUUGGCGCGACAUAUGGAUGGCUGUAACCAACAUCUUCUAUGAUGUUUUACACACUCUCGAGGAGGAAGGGUUACUAGAUCCAUCCAACAGCCUCCACAUGUUUUGUUGCCAUUAUGUGUUUCUGCCGCGCCUCCAGGCCAGCCUUGAUUCCUUUACUUGUGGAUGGAAUAACCAUCCUCUCCGCACAGAGGGCAAUCGAAGCCCCAACCAAAUGUGGGAAAUCGGGCUGAUUCAAAACCCAGUCCCAGAUCCUCCAGAAUCUGAGAAUUCUCAAGAUGAAGACUCUGACUGGGACAUGACCAGAAUCCCUGACCAGCCAUCUAUAGGAAUUGUAGUUCCUCCAGUAGAUUACACAUUAACUGAGGAACUGAAUGCCCAGCUGCAAGCUGUUGUUGACCCAGCCUCACAAUCUCAAAACUUUGGCAGGGACAAAUAUUUAGCAGCAUUACAUUUUGUGAUCCUUCAUUCUUAAAUGAGUGAAAUGUUUACAAUGUAUUCCCAACAUAUUCAGAACAAAACUAGAUAUAGUACAAAAUGAAACUUUUG
Molecule: messenger RNA, 1935 nt
Organism: Carassius auratus (goldfish)
Lineage: Eukaryota; Metazoa; Chordata; Actinopteri; Cypriniformes; Cyprinidae
Exons: 7
Coding region: 395-1861 (488 amino acids)
Source: RefSeq, a predicted model, not a curated record